Molecule: messenger RNA, 2986 nt
Organism: Branchiostoma floridae (Florida lancelet)
Lineage: Eukaryota; Metazoa; Chordata; Leptocardii; Amphioxiformes; Branchiostomatidae
Exons: 7
Coding region: 30-1532 (500 amino acids)
Biological process (GO): cell-cell adhesion
Cellular component (GO): cell-cell junction
Molecular function (GO): cell adhesion molecule binding
Source: RefSeq, a predicted model, not a curated record
CCACGAUCGCUAGGACAUUUGACUCAGAGAUGAGCGUCUUGUACGGCCAAGACGUCUUGCGGCUGGAGUGCGUGGCUGACGGGAACCCCAAACCCCGGGUGUGGUGGAGGCGGAACGACACUAACGGUCUGUACGAGAACCCGCUCACCCUGUCUCCCAUGGACUACAGGGCCGAGGGGCUGUACGAGUGCGUAGCGGACAACGACGCUUUCCCCGAGGCGAGAAGACGAACCAAAAUUGAUGUAAUAGGCAGACCGGACGUUCUGAGCGAGCCGGCGGUGAUAUCCGUGUCGGAAGGCGAGCAGGUCGUCCUGACCUGUAACAUCUCGGCUGACCCCGUGUCAGAGGUCACCUGGAUCCUCAGGAGGCCCGACGGCGGCGAGGCCAGGUACAAGGUCGGGGAGACGGGUCACGUCAGGGUCACGGCGCAUGCGGGAAGCGUCAUGUGCAGCGAGUUGAGGAUUGAGUCCACGUACGCGUCUGACGCUGGAGAUUACAUGUGCAAGGCAACGAACAUCUUCGGGUCGGAUCAACAGGAGUUCAGAGUCAGCGUCAAAGCCUCCCGCACCAUGGUUAUCGCCAUCUCCACUGCGGCAGCUGCAUCCGGGACAUUGCUGCUCAUCAUGAUCAUAUUUUGUUUCCGCUGGUGGUUGCGCAGGCGCAAAACAUCAGCCACUGCUGCCAAGACUUCAGAAGCUUUCAUCCGCUGCCCGGCCUCGGAGACGAAGAAACCGGUCAAUAACUACUGCGAAAGCCCAAGACUAAAGGCGAGUAUGGUGGAGGUUCACCAGCUGAACGGUGCCCUGAAGCAGCGGACCUGCUCGACUCUUGUGGACGACGACUCUCCCUGUGACGAGCUGUUCUUCCCAUUCCCCACAGAAGUGAGAAAAGAGUACGUGACGUUAGACAGACGGCUGUGCGGGGAGGACGACAGCCUCACCUGGGACAGCACCUACUACAUCCGGGAACUGCAGAAACUGCCCACCAACACCAAGGAAAAGCAUCACGGCACGACAUCCAGAAGACGAUCGAACCAAGACAACAACACGGGGGGACAACAGCUGGACCGGUCUGGUUCCAGACAGCACGUCGACACGCCCACAAUAAAAGACCAUCACCGCGCCCGACCCGACUUCGUCCCCCGCACAGAAAGUCAGCGCAAACUGCGGACUUACAGAGCCGACAUCAGACCCCCGCACUCUGGUACGGCGUACAACGAGAACCUAAAGAACCAUCACGUGGACCGAGGGGGUAAAUCUACGGACAAAUCACCCGGGACAUACAGCCCGGAGAGAUCACAAACAAGAGACAUUAUAACUGGUGUAGACUAUAGGGCCCCCCGUCAACAUCCGGAACCCAAUAGGCCUCGGUCCUCACGCCCGAGACGACCGGAUGUGCACAGACCCGGCCACGGCAGGGCGUACAGAGACCAUUACAUCAGGGAAGAGGAUCUAGAGUAUGACGACUAUCAGGACAGACAAACACAGAGAAAGAAACAACUUGUGGCUACUUUUGACCCCGUCGGACAAUAACUGACGAAUAUACAUUACAAUGUUCAAAGAGUAUCCAGUCUUCUUUUUUCCUGUUUGAAAGUAAGUUAUGACUAACAAUGAAUACGGACAUUGACCGCAGCAGUUGGAAGUCAACACUUGUGAUGUGGGAUGUAUCUUCAGUCUUCACAGUCCGCCCAUGACGUUUGUUCCAUCCGUAACUCUGAAUCUUGUGUCAAACCUGCCGACAUGUCUCGUUCUGCUGAGCCUGUACAAACAGCCGUUCUCUCUGUCCGGAUUACGCCGAGACAAGUCGGAAAUCAAGACAAAUUUCCCAUUCUCUACAUUCAAAGAACAAACCCGUCUCUGCCCUGUGGAUGAUGGAGUGCGCCCACUUCCGUGAUCUCCUGGGAUACAAAAUUACCAGCGGUUUGGGAAGAAUGGCUGAUCAGAUACGACAAGUGCAUUAUUCUUGCGUGUGGCUUCAGCGGUGGAAGCAAUUAGCAUUCUAUACGGAAACAAUCAGAGGACUGCUAUGAAAAAUUUACAAGCGCGUGCUGUCAAUGGGUGUUACUUUUUCCUGUUGUUACCAGUGUCAAAGAACUUUUAAAACCGCCAUACCCAACAGUUCUUUAUGUACCCUGGAGUAUUACAUCAAUCCCUGUGGGCUCUUUGCAGGUCAAAGUUUUUAGGAAAGUAGCGAAGCAAAUUUCCGCCGAAUUGCCGUAAAGGUUUGCGAGGGAUUUCGCCGCCCAGACAGUCCAGUUAAGUGUGGGAGAAUCACCAUAUCCAGCUCGUUGUUUUGAAUUUCUGUGGCGCCUCCGAGCACAAUUUUGACAGAGCCGGGCUUCAGGUCCAAUUAUUGGACACUUCCAGAGAAGCUCCUUAUCACGAAACCUAUCUGUAUCUCAUACAUGAAUUCUGUCGCUACUUUUUUGCAUCAUCAGCGAUCUACUGAUAAUGAUCGCCAAAAAUAUGUGUAUUUUGUGAUGUAGUACGUCUCUUCUUUAGAGCCUGGAAAUCUGUAUAGAUAUUUGUUGCUAACGGUUUGAAAUCUGCUUGGUUAAGGUGAAGGACAAUGCAGAUAAUAUCUAAAUAAUGCACAGCAACGCUGCCAACUAUUUCCCCUCAAAUUUACUGUGUGCGAUUCCACUUCCAUUCAGGAUCAGCAUCAGUUUAUCCGUCAUAGCACCCACCAAUCGCAGGGGUACACUUAAGAAGAUAGAAUGGCAAUCCAUAACAGUUCUACAGGAUUGUAAUUCAUCGCUUCCGCACAUCAUUUGUGCGCAGGAAGUCAGUCAUCCAUUAGAAGUGUUCUACGCUGCCUUGUGUUCAUCAACUUGACAAAACUUUUCACUCGGUGACAAGCGUCGAUAUUUCAUACAGGAUUAUGGAGUUUAAGGAAAUACUUGAUCUUCUACCACUGAUUGCGAACUGUCAACAUGCAAAGAUUAUGUAUUUUUGUUUGCAUGUGAGUCAAAUAAUGAUUAAUCUUG